UACCAUAAGCUUUUCUUUUCUAUCAUCGAUAUGACCUCAUUUAUCACCGACCUUUCGACAACCCAAUAGCCAAGCAAACUCCAACGAAAUCACUCAUUAACCUUCCUGGAAAUAAAUUAACAUGAAACCCCAAAUUGAUACUCCAGGCCUUGAUGGCCGUGGUAAACGUGUUAGAUCUCGAAGCCGUUCCAUAUCACCGCCCUCACAAUCUCGCUCUGAUCUCCGCGAUGGCGCCCGAAAGCGAGGCCGGAGUGAUAGCAAUGAAUUUAGUCGCGACACAAAAGCCAGACGGCACCGCCAUCACCAUGAACAUAACAGUAAUCGUCGUCGACACAAAGAUCUUUCACCGGUUUCGGCUGCACCACCCGUUUUACCCUACAAUGCGCGACAGCUUUCAAAGGGAGAGUUUUCGCGCUUCGAACCCAUGUUUGCCAUGUACUUGGAUAUACAAAAGGGCAUGGUCUUGGAGGACUUGAGUGAGAAAGAAAUGAAAGGGAGAUGGAAGAGUUUUAUCAAAAGAUGGAACCGUGGAGAGCUUGCUGAGGGAUGGUAUGACCCCUCUACCUUCGAAAAGGCUUCUAGUAGUCGAAGUGCCGAAAGAAGCCACGGCAGGUUUGCUAAGAGAGAAGCCAAUUUACCUGAACAAUCUGAUGAUCACGGAGUGGGAUCACCCGAGGAGAGGUCUCUCCAGAUAGAAAAUGACAACGACGAAGAUGAUGAGGAGGAGGAGGAGGAGGAAGAGGAGGAAGAAUACGGCCCAAAACUUUCCAAUCUGACCAUAUCUUCCAGAAAUAAACGGUCCGGUCCAACCAUACCGAACCUACAAGACUUGGAACUGCAGCGAGAAAACACUCUCGAAGACGCCGUUUUUGCUCGGUCCACCGCCUUAACGAGGCAUAAAGAAGAGCUCAAUUCACAUAAGAACCAUCUACGCACCAUUGAGGACGAAGUUGCUCCGCGUGCGGAACCUGGUACACACGAACGCAAGAUGGAGAAAAAAAGGGAGAAGGCAGCUGCAAACCGUGAGUUCGCAGCUGGUAAGCGCGGGGGGUCCCCGUCAAUGGAUGCUGCUCCAGACUCAGAACUACUAGGUGGUGGCGGUGAUGAUGAUCUCGAGACUUUGAAAAGAGCAAAGGAGCAAGAGAAGAAGAAGAAAAAUGAGAGAGAGAUUAGGCGAGAAGAAAUAAUGAGAGCGAGACGGGCGGAGAGGGAAGAAAGGUUGACAGAGUACAGGAAAAAGGAGGAGGAGACGAUGGGUUGGCUAAAGGCCUUGGCUAAGCAGCGAUUUGGUUGAAUUUAUAUCAUAUGAGUCUUCAUUAUGUAGCCAAGUUUUUAUCUAUCCCAUGCGAAAAUAUGAUACAACC
Talaromyces proteolyticus is the source of this 1364-nucleotide messenger RNA. RefSeq lists its product as uncharacterized. The coding region runs from base 122 to 1294 and encodes 390 amino acids. Lineage: Eukaryota; Fungi; Ascomycota; Eurotiomycetes; Eurotiales; Trichocomaceae. The transcript has 3 exons. The record is from RefSeq and is a predicted model, not a curated record.